Daphnia pulex (common water flea) is the source of this 1571-nucleotide messenger RNA. RefSeq lists its product as uncharacterized. Bases 62 to 805 code for a protein of 247 amino acids. The transcript is spliced from 8 exons. NCBI's taxonomy places the organism in Eukaryota, Metazoa, Arthropoda, Branchiopoda, Diplostraca, Daphniidae. The record is from RefSeq and is a predicted model, not a curated record.
UGCUUGGUCAGCUUUUUCAAUUGUUUGGGUCUUUUCUCGGCUCUAAUCCAUAUAAAGAAAAAUGUCCCACGUCAACGUUUUCAUUCUAGGUCUUUUUCUGGUGAUUUCUCAGCAUGUCCGAGCAAGCACUUGCGACUCUGAGAGCGUCGAGGAUUCGCCAAAUAUUAAUGCGCCGGAAAAUUCGAUGGUUUUAGAAGAUUCACCUCGACUCCCUACUAAUAAUCCCUGGCUACCGUACUACUACUACACAACACCAAUGGCGCCUCAAUUUGCAAUACCAGCAGUGAGCACGAAGGUCACUCCAGCGUUCGUUCCGUUCACAAGCUGCACGUCACCCAAUAACGAAACGGGCAUUUGUGCAGAUAGCAUCGCGUGUAAUAGAUACGGUGGACGAGCCAGUGGGUCUUGUCUUGGAGGUCGCGUUUGUUGCAUCAAUAUUGUUAGCAACACCUGCGGCGAAUCAGAUCCAAAGAUUAUCACCAUCGACAACACUUAUUGGCUAUCGCCUUCAAUGGGCAUCGGUUCUUCCACCAGCAGUUGCAGCGUUACGAUUAAGUUGAACGCCAAAUUGCCUGAACAAGGAAAAGCCGUUUGUCAAGUCCGGUUGAAUUUUAUAAUGUUUUCCAUCGGUCAGCCGGACACGGAGUCAGUUUGUAGCACCGACACGUUCGAAGUGUUGGGAGCUUCCAACAGAAUCCCCACCAUAUGCGGAGACAACGAAGGACAACACAUGUACCUAAAUGUGCCUCCAUCGUCCACCUCUCCUACCGACUUGCAAUUGACAGUCACUUUUGGCGCUAAUUGAAAUUCUUUGCGUGGAUGGAAUGUUCUCAUUUCCAUGAUUCCUUGCGACUCCGCUAACCUCGCACCAACGGAUUGCCUUCAGUAUUUCACCGCCCGUGUGGGAAUGGUAAAAUCGUUCAACUGGCGUGAUGUUGCCGGAACAGCCACUCGCCAGUUGGCCAAUCAAGAUUACAGCAUCUGCUUCCGCACAACACCAGGAGUUACGAAAACUUUGUGUAUGACUCCAUGUACGGUGACAGCAACUGGAUCUAAAGCCUUUAGUGUUAGCACAGCGAUGACAACUCCGACCGCCGAUGCAGUUGCAGCUGUUAAGAGGGACGUGAGCCAGUUGUCAUCUCUCAACUGCAACAACGGCUUCCUCAUCAUCCCAGAGGGAUACAACAUUGGGAAUCCUACCGCCGUGCUCAACAUGGCCUUCGAUCGCUACUGCGGAGAAAAGCUCAAUGCGCUGCCAGCGAACGCUGUCUCUACCACCGUCUGCACCACUGCGACACCUUUCCGGCUGAUCUACCAUACCAAUGGUGACGAAACGACAACUGCUACGGUAGAUGCCCUUCCUGUCAAUGGAGUUGCCGUUACUAUUCCUACUAAUGGAAACAGAGGAUUCUGCCUCAAUUUUAAGAAUUCAUAAUUCUCAAUACAAGGGAUGUGUAUUCUAUACGUAUCUACUUAAUCGUGCGAUUGGUCUUUUAUUAGGUGAUGGAUGGUUCCUUUUUUAAUGAGAUUUACGCGGAUUUACGUUCAUAUGCGUCCCUGGAUAUUGGAUA